CAACGAAUCAUGCAAGCUUGUCAUUAAAAGAAAAAGGACGAGACUACGAGCGUCUGGGAUCAAACGGCGACUGAUUCGGAGUCCGGACGAGGGAGAAACGAAGCAUUAAACAGAGGCUGAGCAAGCCACACGGGCACAACCCACACGGCCGUGUAACCUGGCCAUGUGGCCGUGUGGAAAUCACCGAGCCUUCACACGGGCAGCUGGAAAUGCCACACGGCCGUGUGGCCUGGCCGUGUGAGUCGGGAAUUGCUGGUUAAAACCCGAUUUUCAGGAAAAGGAGAGGGAGAGAGCUGGGGUUUGGAUCCCAAACACCCAAGGGACGAACCCUAGAGAGAGAGAGAGCGAAUUGGGAACAUUCUUGGAGCUAUUUUGGAGGAUUUCUUCGCCAUUGGAGCUUGGGAAUCAAGCUUGGAGAUGGAGAUUGAAGAUCUAGAUCAGAUUUCUGCAGUCUCUCUCUUCUCUAUGGAGUAACUUCCCUUCACUUAGGUUUUGAGGAACCCUAGUUCCAUGAGUUAGGAUCUUUCUUGUAUGAAGUUUUGGAUGCUAUAUUGUUUGAUUAUAAUCGAUUGAGGCAUGAUUUAUUGAGUCAAUUGAAUCUUGAUCAAAUUCUCUUGAUUUCUGCUUUAACCUAUGAUAGAUAGAAUUUGAUUAGGUUAAGAGAGCUUCCUUGAUUGAUAGUGGUGAAUUGGUUGUGCGAGAGUCAAUCAAUCCACUGCUUUGUACUGGAAUUCAUUCCACUAGUGGAGAUCUGUGUGAAUCGCCUUAGCAGUCUAUCCCGGUGAAGGCUAGUCGCCUGCCGGGUAUUCUGUCUGAGAGGGCUUGGUCAGCUUAAGAGAUUCCAAGCUAAUUGAGGAUCUUCCGCAGUUUAAUCAACAGUAGAUCAACCAAAGGUAAUUGCAACUUGGACCUAAUUGAGGAGCUAGGGGGAAUCAUACCAAAGUGAGUUCCCAACUUGUAAUUAGUAGAGUAGUCAGUAGAGUAGUUUAGUAAAUCAAUCCUUAAUCUAGUUUGCUAGAUAAUGAACUGAAGCUGAGUAAUAGUAACUCUAGAGACCCGUGGAUUCGAUAUUUAUUACUUGUGCCACUAUACUGCAGUCCCUUUCAUUGGUUACACUUGGCCAUUGUUAGGUGUUGUGUUUUAGAGCAUCAGGAAACUUCCACAACAAUGAAACAUGGUAGUUCCUAGACUCUGGAUGCUCCAACAUUAUGAGUGGUGGUAGAAGUUGGUUCACAGAACUAGAUACCAAGUUCAAUUGCACUGUCAGACUUGGUAAUGACACCAGACUAAAUGUUGUGGGAAAGGGAACUGUCAAAUUGUUGGUAAACCAAACAUCAUUGUUGGUGCAGGAGGUGUUCUAUGUGCCUGCACUCAAGUCAAACCUGUUGAGUGUGGGUCCACUACAGGAAAAGGUCUCUCCUUUCUCAUCAAAAGAGGAAUGUGCAAACUAUUCCAUGAAGAGAGAGGUCUGGUGUUGCAGACAGAAAUGAAAUCAAAUCGAAUGUUUGUCUUACAAGCUGAAGCAAGAAGAGGAAUAGAUGGGCAAUGUCUGCAAGUGUAUUAGUCAAAAGAAGAUUCCCUAGAGCUAUGGCACAUAAUAUUUGGACAUAUAAGUGUUCAAGGGUUGCUGGAUCUUCAAAAGAAAAAGCUAGUUCAAGAUUUGCCAAGUCUGAAAGGUGAAACAGGAAUCUAUUGGACAUUGACUGAUGAGUUUAGUAGGAAGCUCUGUGUGUAUUUCAUGCCAGCCAAAUCUGACACUCUAUAACACUUUAAGAAGUUCAAGAGUUAUAUAGAGAAGGAAACUGGAAACAACAUUCUGUGUUUGAGAACGGACAGGGGAGGAGAGUUUAUGCUGCAUGAAUUUAAAGAUUUAUGUGACGAGGCUGGAAUAAAAAGACAGCUUACUGCUGCUCUUACACCUCAGCAAAAUGGGGUGGAUGAAAGGAAAAACAGGAAAAUUAUGAAUAUGGUAAGGUGUGUUCUGGAGGAUUGCAAGGUGCUUGCAUCCUUCUGGACAAAAGGUGUGGAAUGGGCUGCUCAUGUACACAACAAGAGCCCAAAUACUAAUCAGGGGAAAAUAGCUCAGGAGAUCUGGACAGGACAUCCUCCGUCAGUCUCACACCUAAGGUUGUUUGGAUGGGUGGCUAUGUCCAUGUACCUAACCAGCAGAGAAAGAAACUGGACAACAAAAAAGUGUGAGAUGCCAAUUCUUGGGCAUUUCUGUGGAAUCCAAAGCAUACAAGCUAUUCAAUCCAACCACUAAGAAGGUGGUGAUCAUCAGGGAUGUGGUCUUUGAUGAGCAAAAAGGAUGACAUUGAGAGGCUGAAACACAACCAGUACUCAUUAAGAUCCACUGGGAAGGAAGUGAUGAUGAUUGGCUUGAUUCAGACACUGAAGAAGAAGAUCUUGAUGAAGGAUCUAACAUCAACACAACUACAAAUCAAUCACCACCACCAACAAAUCAUGUACAAGUCACUCCCAGCACAAACCAAGAAGAAUAGGAAGAAGAAAGCUUUGGUUCUCCUUCUGAUGUUCUUGGUCUGCCUGCCACAGAAUUAGCACCACGAGUAAGACACCCUCCUAGCCAUUUGUCAAUCUAUUAUUGUAGCUUUGUUGAUACAGAAUGGAGGGCUAUGGUAGUUGUGUCAGAUGAUCCAAUUACUUUUGAAGAAGCAGUGCCUGACCCCAAGGGCUUGGUACAAUAGGAUCGAGACUCAUUUUUUGAAUUCAGGUUUUGAAAGAAGUUCAUAUCAACAUACACUGUUCAUUAGGAAAGAAGGGGAGGAAAUCCUAAUAGUCAGCUUGUAUGUAGAUGACUUGCUGUAUAUAGUAAACAGUUCCAGGCUAAUGAAUGAGUUCAAAGACUCCAUGAAGGCUGAGUGUGAGAUGACUGAUCUCGGGAAAAUGAGAUUCUUUCUGGGGGUUGAAGUUAUUCAGAAUGGUGCAGGGAUCUUUAUUUGCCAGCAAAAUUAUAUUAAAGAGGUACGGGAAAAGUUUAAAUUGGAAGCAUGCAACUCUGUAUUAAAUUCCCUAGCACCAGGAAUGAAAAUGUCUAGAGCAGGAGAUGGUUUGCCAGUCAACCCAACUGAAUAUAAAAGGUUGGUUGGCAACCUGUUGUAUGCCACAGCAACGAGGCCUGAUCUUAUGUAUGUGGUGUGUCUUCUUAGUAGGUAUAUGGAAAAUCCCACUAGGCAGCAUAUGUUGGCUGCCAAGAGGGUGAUUCGAUACCUCAAAGGAACUCUAAGCAUGGGAGUCUGGUACAAGAGAAGGAAUGAAGAGACUAAACUGCUUGGCUACACUAACAGUAAUUAUGCAGGUGAUGUUGAUGACUGGAAGAGUACUAGUGGAUACACCUUUUUCCUUGUAGGUGGAGUUGUGUCUUGGGCCUCCAAGAAGCAACUUGUAGUUACCUUUUCAACCACAGAGGUAGAGUUUGUGGUUACUUCAUUUUGUGCAGCUCAAUGUGUAUGGAUGAGGAGGGUUCUGGAGCAAAUUGGAUGGAAGAAAAGUGUGGCUGGAGCCACGAAGAUGAUGUGUGAUAAUAGCUCUGCCAUCAAGCUCACCAAAAACCCUGUGCUUUAUGGGAGAAGCAAGCACAUCGACAUCUGAUUUCACUUUCUUAGUGAGCUAGCUGCUGAUGGAAUUAUGGAGCUGGAACAUUGCAGAACUCAUGAGCAGAUUGCAUACAUUAUGACAAAGGGAUUGAAGACUGAGACUUAUCAGCUGCUAAGAACAUAACUUGGAAUGGUGGAUCUAUCAGAGUUCGAAGCAACAAGCAAGGAAGUGAGCUGAAGUCAGUGAACCUGCUUCAGUUUAGGGGAAGAUCUGUUGGACCUGGUCUGGAAGUUAGAAGAAGAAGGAAUCCGAAUCCUUAGCAGAGAAGAAUUGAAGUGGCGCCUUUGGAAGUUUGGAUUUUAAUGAAACAGUGUCGUUUAGUUUAUUCUUGUUUGGUACCUACAUUUAUUAGUCGAGUUAGUUUGGUCAGAUUGCAACGGCUUGAGCAAAACAGAUUGCAGAUCUUCAGCUUAGUAGAGGAUUAGUUUGUUGUUGAUUCAUAGGAUAGUAGUUCUGUUAGUUUUUCCUUGGCCAAUUUCAGUGGCCUAGUCUCGUGUAUUUAUUUCCUUUCAUCUUCAAUAAAUGAAUUGUCAGAUUGCAA
Linum trigynum is the source of this 4156-nucleotide messenger RNA. The record is from the annotation of a GenBank genome assembly. NCBI's taxonomy places the organism in Eukaryota, Viridiplantae, Streptophyta, Magnoliopsida, Malpighiales, Linaceae.